UCGUUAUGGAUCGCUCUCGGCACCGUGCAGGGAAUGGCAAUGAGCAGGCAUCUUCACGAGAGCAUAGUCAUGGUGAAGACGAGAGACAACGACAGCUGGAGCGCCUCAGUAGGGAGGAGGCCUAUUACCAGUUCAUUAAUGAACUCAAUGAAGAAGACUACAGGUUAAUGAGGGACCGCAACCUGCUUGGCACUCCUGGAGAAAUAACAGCAGAAGAAUUGCAGCAACGCUUGGAGGGGGCUAAGGAGCGUCCGGCAUCACAGACUGAUCUGGAUAACAGAGAAGGUGAAGAUUCUGAUGUUCUUGGAGAAAACUCUAAUGGUGAUUCGUUGCUUGAAUGGCUGAACACAUUUCGUCGCACAGGAAAUGCCACUCGCAGUGGACAGAGUGGGAACCAAACCUGGAGAGCCGUGAGUCGAACAAACCCAAAUAGUGGGGAGUUCCGUUUUAGUCUUGAAAUCAACAUAAAUCAUGAACAUAACAGUUUUGAAAAUGCUGGUGAGGAGUAUGUGGGUAUAGAUAGUAGCAGAAUGUAUUUAGAAAGAAGACAUCAAAGAGCUGUCAGUCCAGUAACCCCACGAACGAGGAGCAGGACUGCAAGAGAGGCAAACAGUGAGGCUUCAAGCACUGCAAGGACCAGGUCUGUAAGAAGUUCCGUGGCACAAAGCUCUGAAGCAACGUCUCAACCGGUCUCAGGGAGGCUCAGGAGUAGAACAAGGGAGUUGACAGGCCUUUCCCAAACAAGCACUACACGUAAUAAUUCUGCAGCUGCUGGUGAACAAAGAGAAAUGCCAGAAAGAGGUACUUCUACAGGAGUCACAAGAGGUAGAGCUAGAACUAGUGUUCGGAUGAGUACAAACCAAAGACUAGAAAUUCUCCGGCUGCGGUCUACUUUAAGUAGUCGAAGCCGCUCUCCGCUGCAAAGGCAAGGCGAUACUGCUCGUUCUGAGGAACAUGGGCAGAGGCAGGAUAGGAAUGCACAGCAAGUCAACAGAAGUAGAAGACAAACAGCUCAGCCUUCUCCACAGCCUGCCGAAGAACAAGCAAGAGGUAACACUCAGACUCCUCAGCUUUCCAGUGUAGCCCCAUCCUUGGGGAUAACUUUGGAAGAGGAGGAAUCUAGUAGGCCAGUAGCUGCUGUUAGAAGGCAUCCAACAAUUACAUUAGAUCUUCAGGUGAGAAGAAUUCGUCCUGGAGAAAACAGAGAUCGGGACAGUAUUGCCAGUAGAACUCGUUCUAGAGUAGGAAUGGCAGAAAACACAGUUACCUUUGAAAGUGACAGUGGGGGAUUUCGGCGUACGAUAUCGCGAUCAGAACGUGCAGGUAUUCGAACCUACGUUAGCACUAUACGGAUACCUCUUCGUCGGAUUUCAGAAACUGGGCUUGGUGAACCUUCAUCAGUGGCUCUUCGAUCAAUCCUUAGACAAAUUAUGACAGGCUUUGGAGAACUGAGUUCUUUAAUGGAAACUGAAUCUAACUCAGAAGCGCAAAGAGGUGGUCAUCGCUUACCGGACGUACAGUCAGAGCAGAAUAACUCAAGUUCAGCAAACAACAGUGAUCCAAGUGAGGUUUCAUCUAGAAAUGGGCAUGCAGUAGAAGGCAGCAGGGAAACAAAUGGACAGAGAGAUGAUACUCAACACUAUGAUGGCAAUAAUGAAAACCAAGAUAACAGGCAGUCUCAAGAUGCUAACAACCUGGUGGAAAAUGGAACGCUAGGUUUAACCAAAGAGCAGAUUGACAAUCUUUCUACCCGGAACUAUGGGGAUAUUCACACCGAAAAUGAAAUAAGUAAAACGUGUAGUGUUUGCAUUAAUGAAUAUGUAACAGGGAAUAAGCUAAGGCAGUUACCUUGUAUGCAUGAGUUUCAUAUCCAUUGUAUUGAUCGCUGGCUCUCUGAAAACUCCACUUGCCCAAUUUGUCGGCAGCCUGUAUUGGGGUCUAAUGCCGCAGACAACGGCUAGAACUAUUUAUACUGCUCAGUACUCAAGGAUUUCCUUCUGCUCGACUUGAGAUGAGCCAGAUGGAAUGAAUUGACUUGCAUAGGGGUCCAUUUGUGUGGGGAGUUUUGUUAAAUUUCUUUAAAAAUAACAGGAAACUUGUCUAAACCUAGCAAUGUAAAUACUAUUUUUCUCCAAGUGCAGAUCUAGGAGUACACAUAGAACCAAACGAUAUCGGUAAAGUUUAUAUUUUUUUAGGUAAUUUUGUUAUGCUAAGCACUUUUGUAAAUACAGAAAUGCAAUAGUUAAUCAGUCCUGCUUAAUGUAUGUUUUUUUAACAGUGUAAUGGACUCACUUUAUUUAGAUUACGAAUUGUUUCACACAGACCCACCACUGUGUUGAAAAAUUAGUGUCUAAAUAGCCAUUCAUUAGGUUUUUGUUCUAAGAACAAUUUCUUUUACAGAGAGUCUCUUGCUGGACAUGUUUGCUAAAGAUAUUUAAGUUACUUGAAGUGCUCAUUUUAAUAGACAGUAUAUUUUUUUUAACAUUGAAAUAUCCUUUCCAAAAACUUGCCAAUUUGGUUCUAUUUAAAAAAUUUUAUGGCAAUUUUUGCAUGUGGUUUUACACAAUGCUUAACGCUGAGGAGUUCAUAUUCAAAAGUGGAUGGGUUAGUGACAUUAUAAAAUGUACAUAAUUAAAUGCUGUCUUUGACAAUCGCUGUCUUUUCAAUGCAGACAGCAAUCAAAUCAAUCAUAAUUCCAAGAGGGCGUGUCUUACUGAACAUCGUAUUUGCUCAAAGAAUACAUGAGCACCGAGGAAGCCUUUUUACUCCUCCAAAUUACUCAAUUGAUAUUCAUGGGGUUUUAACUGCCUUAGUUUAACGAGGGAAAUAUUUCCUUGACCGCUACAUUGUCUACAAUAUGCAUGAUUUGUGCAUCCUACUCAGAAAAACAAAACAAAGGCUUGAAGUGGUUUUGUACAGAGAUUUAAGGUACACGUAUCAUAUCAGUCCUCUUAAAACAUGUCUGAGGACCAAAUGGCAAAAGACACUAAAAAGGACAAAAUAAGCUUCCCUUAAAAUCCCCAGAUUACUGUAUAAUUAGAUAUUAAACUUUAUACCAAUAACUUAUAAAGAAAUAAAGUU
Pygoscelis adeliae (Adelie penguin) is the source of this 3081-nucleotide messenger RNA. RefSeq names its product ring finger protein (C3H2C3 type) 6 (gene RNF6). Gene Ontology annotation, molecular function: ubiquitin protein ligase activity. The coding region runs from base 6 to 1961 and encodes 651 amino acids. Lineage: Eukaryota; Metazoa; Chordata; Aves; Sphenisciformes; Spheniscidae. Gene Ontology annotation, cellular component: nucleoplasm; cytoplasm. The transcript has 4 exons. Gene Ontology annotation, biological process: ubiquitin-dependent protein catabolic process; positive regulation of DNA-templated transcription; protein ubiquitination. The record is from RefSeq and is a predicted model, not a curated record.